AUGACCGCGCACGAUAAGCCUGGCCCAAGGGUAUCUAGGAAUUGUGGGAAUUGCCGGUCUGUCAAGCGACGUUGUGAUCGCCAACGACCGCAUUGUGGACAAUGCAUCCGACUUCGUGAGAGAUGCCCCGGAUAUCGAGAUGAAUGGGAGCUCGUAUUCCGCAAUGACACAGACAAAACUAUCAAACGUGUCAAGGAGAAAAAAGCCAAAACCACCGCCACCCCUAAUAUAGCCCCGCCUACUUGCAGCUUGAGUCCGAGAGUGGACGAUCUGGGCGUCAACUAUUUUGUCCGCCACUUUGUCAUCGGCGGCCGCGCUGAUGCGCGUGGAUGUCUCAACUAUAUUCCUUCCAUCUAUCAUGCCGAUGGUGAGCAAUCAACGUUGGUGGCUAGCAUGUCAGCUGUAGGCCUUGUUGCACUAGCCAAUGCUAGUCAACACCCCGAACUAGCCAGCCAUGCACGCGCUAAAUACUUGGAGGCCAUACGAAAUGUCAAUGCUGCUUUGGCAUGUCCUGUCGAGUCCAUCAAGGACAGCACUUUGAUGUCAGUCAUCUCAUUAGGAAUAUUUGAGCAUGUCUCUGCCUACGAGUCAUGGGCUCGACAUGUCCGGGGUGCGGCAGCGCUACUGGUUGCUCGAGGGAAGUCACAAUUUUCUACACCCGUCGCAAUACGCAUGUUCAACCAAGUGCGCAAGGAUUUGGUAAUUGUCUGUUUCCGUAGUGACGAGGCAUUUCCGGAGGAGAUACUGGAACUGCAGGAAGAGGCUGCUAGAUACACAGAUACAUCUACCUCUGCGUGGAUCAUGGGAGUACUAAGCACGCGGUGCGUAACGGUACUUACGAAGGUCAGAGAGAAUAUGUACAAGGUCGGAUUUCCUUGGAUUGGGAUCUUAGACGAAGCCAGUUUGCUCGCUCGCGACUUUGAGGAUCUUGCUGCCGUGCUUGCCGUACAAGAACCAUAUCUAGUCACGCGAAUGCCUGACUUGGACUCAGACAUGGUUCCCAAUGGAGUAUAUGCUGUCUUUAAAGAUGCCUGGGCAAUCAGGCUCUGGUCGAAUCAGCGAACUCUUCAAAUGGUUGUGUAUGAAAUCAUAUACUGGAUCUUGGUCAAGAUUCUUUCCACGGACCUCGAAGCCGCUAUCCGUGACCAAAUGAAAGUAAAGCUUCACAGAACUAUGCAUACUCUGUCGAAAUUGGGUGACGACAUCUUAGCCAUUGCUCCGCAGGCUAUGGAACUUGUAUGCUGCUCAGCGCCCAAAUCCGGACCUCCUUUCGGUCUCUCCGUGCAAGGCAGCGUGUCAGGCGGGUAUCUGAUGACAUGGGGUCUCUUUAUGAUAGCGAAGUCAGCAGCUCCAAAACCAGAGACCCGGAAGUGUGCUAUCCGCCUUCUCCAGGACAUAGGUAGAAACACAGGCAUGUCAGUUGCCCUGCAUUUGGUUCAGAUAGCCAUAGAAAUCUGCCAAAAGAUGGGAUAA
Talaromyces amestolkiae is the source of this 1473-nucleotide messenger RNA. RefSeq lists its product as uncharacterized. NCBI's taxonomy places the organism in Eukaryota, Fungi, Ascomycota, Eurotiomycetes, Eurotiales, Trichocomaceae. The coding region runs from base 1 to 1473 and encodes 490 amino acids. The record is from RefSeq and is a predicted model, not a curated record. The transcript has 2 exons. Gene Ontology annotation, biological process: regulation of DNA-templated transcription. Gene Ontology annotation, molecular function: DNA-binding transcription factor activity, RNA polymerase II-specific; zinc ion binding.